AUGGCACGGCUGCGUGAGGCGCUGGAUGGUGGGAAGGCUGAAGAACUUGUCAGUGGCAUUCUGGACGGCCCUGGGGCAUACAGUGCCGUGCUGAAGGAGCUCGACCAGUGGUUUGGCGGCGACAACCGGGAGCUGGAACGGCAACAGCAGGAACUAUUGGCCAGUCCCCGGAUCUCUCUGGAAGAUGACACAACAGCUUUGCAGCGACUUGCAGUGAAGCUGAGAAACGUUCUGCCUAACCUGAAAACGGCCAACGUCGUACCCGGACGCGAACUGUACAUAGCAGUGUCUCAGAAGCUCCCAAGACGGAUGCUGUCCCGAUUCCUGGAUCGGUAUGAUGACCAGAGCUGUGAUGCGGAGGUGUUGUCUACCUGGCUGCUGAAGCAGGUGCACAGAGCGCAGCAGGUGGAUGCGCGCCUCGCACUGCCCAGAGAGGCCACCACAGCAUCUACCCGCAAGCCGUACGACGUCCACAGCAGCAGAGCGCCCAGCUCAGGUCGGCACGCAACCCAACAUGCAUUCCAUGCCUCGAGGGGUAAGCCAGCGGAGACUCCCAAUGCAUGUUUCAAGUGUGACGGUAAUCAUCUCCUGAGCCAGUGCCCCGCCUUCACAGCAAUGUCGGUACGAGAACGCUGGGAUUUAGUGAAACCUACACCUCUCUGUAUUUGCUGCUUGCGACCUGGCCACCGUAGCAUGUCCUGUAGCGGGUCCACCUGCGCAAAGUGCAACGGCAAGCACCAUGCACUGCUGCAUUUCGACAAGUUCAGCAGCAACAAGCUUAAGCAGAAGCAGUCUAAUAGCAGUAACAGUCAGGGCAAGGUACCUGUCAAGGAGCAAGUUCUGCAUGUGUGCCGCUCGCAACCACGACGAACGUCUCUCCCUGCCAUAUCAUUCAUGACAGUCCCGGUCACAGUUCGCAACGGGAGUCAAGAAACCGUAUGCAGAGCACUACUUGAUCCGGCAUCCACCAGCACAUAUAUCAAAGCCGCAGUGGCUGAAGCUAUCGGCUUGACUGGAGAUCCGGAACCGCUCCAAGUGACCACACUUGGUGGCAGCCAGAUGGAGGCCAUGCACCGACGCGCACCGGUGACCAUUCAAAGUACAGACAGCAGCUUGACCCACCUGAUCAGCGCUUGGGUUCUGCCAUGUGUCACAGCCGACACCGUGGCCGUCGACUGGAGUCAACACCAAGAUGCCUGGAUGCAUCUGCACGCCAUACCAUUCCCAACUAUGGACACCGGCGACAUUGGUCUGCUGAUUGGCGUGGAUGCUGCGCCACUCCAUACAGCGCUGGUAGAGCGACGAGGCCCCGAUGAUGCGCCGAUUGCCCGUCGGACCCCGCUCGGUUGGGUUUGCUAUGGCCCCACAGGUACAAGCACCGAGAGGUCCCAGUCUAUCAUCACGAACUGUGCCACCGCCGCUGUACGAUCAGAGAUGACCUCCUCUGGCACAGAACCGCGUCUGGAUGAGCUCGUCCUCAACCUAUGGGACACUGAGUCCAUCGGUGUUGUGAACGCUGACCAGCGAUACCGCACACCAGCAAAACGUGAAGCGGAGGAACUGGCCACGGCUACCAUGCGCCAUGAUGGGCAGCGGUACGAAAUCGGUCUUCCCUGGAUCCGCCCAACUGGUCCGAACAUCACAUCAAACCGCGCUCAAGCUGAACAGCGCUUGAGAGGUCUAGAAAAGACCCUGUCAGCCAAGCCAGCGAUCCAGGCAGAAUAUCACCGCGUCCUUGCAGCACAUCUGGAGAAAGGGUACAUCCGGACUGUGCCUGAAGCCAUCGCCGCAGCAGACUGCCAGGACCAGUGGUGCCUGCCACACUUCCCAAUCGUCCGGGAGGACAAGAGCACCAGCAAGGUUCGUGUUGUGUUUGAUGCCGCUGCUGUCUGGAAAGGUCGCAGCAUCAACGCAGAAAUGCACACGGGACCACGCCUAGUACAUCGUUCGCAUCCUGUUGCGGUUCUCUGCUGA
This is a messenger RNA of Sycon ciliatum, 1974 nucleotides long. RefSeq lists its product as uncharacterized. The transcript has a single exon. Bases 1 to 1974 code for a protein of 657 amino acids. The record is from RefSeq and is a predicted model, not a curated record. Lineage: Eukaryota; Metazoa; Porifera; Calcarea; Leucosolenida; Sycettidae.